AUGUAUCUGCGUGUAUCAACACUUUGCCUUAACCUCAAAAACAUUGGUUUGAAGGUGACCCUCACAGAGACGAGUACGAAGGCUUUGACGGAAAAACAGGCCCUAGAAAAACGGCUCAGUGACCUUGAGGCCGCAGCCACUAAACGGGAGGCAGACCUCAAAGGCGACCUUGAUACCUACAAGGAGAAAGUCGAUACCCUUCAGCAAGAAUUGUCAGCACUGCAGAAGGUCGAAUCAGCAACCUCGACAGAUAAUCGCCACCUGAAGCGGCAAAUUCGCGAUCUUCAAGACAGCGUGGACAGCUAUACUAGAAAGGUGGCUGAACUUGAACGUCGGAACUCCGAUCUUUCUGCGGAGUUGGACCGCGCAAAGUCGAAUUUAAGCGCAACAAGGGAGACGGCAACCCUUCUAAGAGACAGACAGACGAGGGCGAACGAAGAGUACGCCGCCUCAGUAGGCUACAUGGACGACGUGGCGUAUUCAGACGACGAGGUGGGCCUCGGUGGAGGUGAAGGGGACACCACGUCCUCCAUGCACGACAUCUUUCGACGCAGCAGUGGAAGCUAUGCUGGAUUCAGCGGCACACAGACUGUAGACAGGCACAGGAAUCGAAGUAAACAACGGUAG
Molecule: messenger RNA, 627 nt
Organism: Mesocestoides corti
Lineage: Eukaryota; Metazoa; Platyhelminthes; Cestoda; Cyclophyllidea; Mesocestoididae
Source: the annotation of a GenBank genome assembly